AUGCGGAGAUGCACUGCUCACUUGCGUGAUUUGACUCUACUACGCGGCACAACAUCUGCCGUGCUUUUGAAUAACUUUGGAUGGAUCAUGAAGUCAACGACGGGCGGUUUCGGCACAGUCAGUGAUGGUGAGAAUGACUUGCACAAGAGCUACGUUGUUGGUGAGUUGGACAUUUUUCUAUCACACAGCUGGCAUGCCUGCUGGUGGAUGAAGUACCUGACUCUGUUGUACUACUUCAAUGCUCUGCCGGCAACCCUUUCUGCCGUUGCCACCGGGAUGUUGUGGUGCGGGCUGCAAUAUCACCAAGGGUGUGUCGGAGUACUGGCCUGGCGGGGCUUCUUUCCCAGCUCACUGCUUUUCUUUGUCGUGCUGUUCUCCUGGCAUCACGCCCGUGCAUUCUUCAAGUCAUACAGGGUUUCAAUUUUCUUGGACAAGGUGUGCAUCGAUCAAAAAGAUGAAGAGAGGAAGGCGGCAGGGAUCAAUGCCAUCGGCGGUAUUUUGAACAGGUCACACACGCUGCUGGUUGCGUGGGUGAGCUUGGCUUUUGCAACACGCUUCUACGAUUUCCUUACGGAGGUCGAUGCCUUGAAAGCAGAAUUGGCUGUCUUCUCUGCACGGAAAGCGCAGUGCUUCUGCUGUAGCAAUCGACAUUUGAAUCCAACUACAGGGGAGCCUUUGUCUUGUGACCGUGCGGUAGUCAACGCAUCCAUUGCGCAUUGGUACGGUGACGACGAUGUGGGAGACGGUUUACACACCUUCGACGAGCUGAUUCGCGGGCGCUUCCGGGAAGAAGUGGGGGAAGCUAUACGAGGGGCGAGAAUGCCAUUUCACUUCGUGUUGGUUGCCUCCGUGUGGCCUGCCAUGCAUCAGCUUGACUACAUUGCUGAGAAGCGAGAUGAGUAUGCAAUGGCAAGAAUCUUCCAAUGCUUGCAUAUCAUGUUCAUUGUAUUUCCCUUGAUGUUUGGAGUCUUGAUGGCCAUUAUGCGAGCAAUGACGCAUUUACCGAGAUUCAAGAAAUGCGCCUUGGUGGCCCGCGAGUGCCUGCCAUCUCAUGCCGCAGAAGGGCAAGCAAAGUUCCAGAGUAUGAGGUCUUUGUCCAGCUCGGCCGCAUACUUCGCAAAGGCGGCUGGAUUUGCUGCUGACCCUCAGACUCGCCCGGAUGACUUCAUGCGUGAAGGGAGCUGGUGGGCACCCGCUGCAGAAAUGCUGGCAGAGGGCUGCGGAAGCAAGCUCUAUAUCUUUGGUGGCAACAAAGUCAGUGCUGUAGUGGCCGAGUGUUUCAGCCCUCAAGAAGGUUCAUGGAUGUCGAUGGGAAGACUGACUACCUCUCGCCGUUGUUUUGCCGCAGCACUGCAACUUCUGCCCGAAACAUGCCACGGGCAAAUGAUCCGUCAUUGCAUGAGUCUCCAUCUGAACCUGGCGCAGGCCUGUGUGCAGCUGAAGGCCUAUGAGGCCACUGUGCAUCACGCUACCCGAGCGCUGAAAGUGGACCAGGAAAAUGCCAAGGCCUACUUUCGCCGCGGUUUGGCACAAGAGGCACUCGGCAAAACCCAGGCGGCGGCGGGUGACCUUCAGCGCGCUGCCAGGAUAGAGCCGCGGAAUGUGGAUGUCCGCAAGAAGUAUGAAGAGCUGAAGAAGGCUCUUCAAGAACUGGAAAAGAAGCAGGAGGAGGAGGAGGGGCCUCCGAACCAUGACAUCAGCUCCUUGCCGAGGGCUUGGCUGGAAAUCGCCAUCGGCGACGCACCGCCCAAGAGAAUGGUUUUUGUGCUCUAUGCUGACACUGUGCCAAAGACGGCGGAGAAUUUUCGCCGACUUUGCACAGGCGAGCAUCCAGGUACCACAGCGCGUGGUAAACCCUUCCACUACAAGGGCAGCAUACUGCGCCAUGGUAGCAAGGACUGGAAUGGAUAG
Messenger RNA from Symbiodinium pilosum, 1911 nucleotides. The record is from the annotation of a GenBank genome assembly. NCBI's taxonomy places the organism in Eukaryota, Dinophyceae, Suessiales, Symbiodiniaceae.